UGGCGGCCGCGGCGACCCUGGCGAUGGCGGUGGAGCCCAUCAGAACAUAGUGGCGGGGAAGGGGGCACAGUCCGCACUCACGGUGGCGUCGGCGGCGACGGCUGAGGGUGGUGGAGGGAAGAAAAGCGACGGAGAGCAAAAGGAAGGGCAGGCAGGCAAACAACUCGGCGUAGAACCGAGCGCCGGCUCGAGCGAAGGCAGAGGGCCAGAACAGUGGGGAUGGCGGAGCCACGCAGAGUAGCGUUUAUUAGUCUGUCACCGGUGAGGCGGCGCGAGGCCGAGUUCCCGGGGGCCGAACGCGAGCCCGACUACCCUCGCGAGCCCCCCCGACUGGAGCCGCAGCCGUACCGCGAGCCGGCCCGGGCGGAGCAGUCGGCCCCGCGGGAGGUUGCCCCCCGGUCGGACGCGCAGCCCCCGCCGCGGGAGAAGCCGCUCCCCCAGCGCGAGGUCAGCCGCGCCGAGCCGCCCAUGUCGCUGCAGCGCGAGCCCCCUAGGCCCGAGCCGCCGCCGCCGCCGCCGCCGCCGCUCCCGCAGUUGCACUUGCAGCCGCCUCCGCCGCGGGAGUCGGCUUCCCGGGCCGAGCCGCAGCAGAGGCCGCCGAAGGAGACAGUGCGCCUGGAGCUGGUGCUCAAGGAUCCCACCGACGAGAGCUGCGUGGAGUUCAGCUACCCGGAGCUGUUGCUGUGCGGAGAACAACGGCAGAAGAAGCCCGUUUACACGGAAGACCCAUUCAAUGAUGAUCAUCAAGAGAGGCAAGAAGUGGAAAUGUUGGCUAAGAAGUUUGAAAUGAAAUAUGGUGGGAAGCCCCGUAAACACCGGAAGGAUCGGCUACAAGAUUUAAUCGAUAUAGGCUUUGGCUAUGAUGAGACAGAUCCAUUUAUUGAUAAUUCAGAGGCUUAUGACGAAUUAGUUCCUGCUUCUCUAACAACAAAAUAUGGAGGCUUUUAUAUCAACACUGGCACUCUCCAGUUUCGCCAAGCUUCAGAUACUGAAGAAGAAGAUAUUACAGACAACCAAAAGCACAAGCCACCCAAAAUUCCCAAAAUGAAAGAAGAUGAUAUUGAGAUGAAGAAGCGGAAGCGGAAAGAGGAAGGGGAAAAGGAGAAGAAGCCAAGGAAAAAAGUACCGAAACAACUGGGAGUUGUGGCUCUAAAUUCACACAAAUCUGAAAAAAAGAAGAAACGUUAUAAAGAUUCUCUUUCUCUAGCUGCCAUGAUAAGAAAAUUUCAAAGAGAGAAGGAUGCAUUAAGGAAGGAGUCUAACCCUAAAGUCCCAGUGAACUUCUCAACCUCCUCUCUGAAUAAAACCCCCUCUGCUGCUGUGGCAUUGGGAAAUGAUGUCUCGGACUUAAAUCUGAAUAGUGCUGAUCCGGACCUCCCCAUUUUUGUUAGCACAAAUGAACAUGAACUAUUUCAGGAAGCUGAAAAUGCCCUAGAGAUGCUAGAUGAUUUCGACUUUGACAGAUUACUGGAUGCUGCUUCUAAUGGUAGCCCCCUCUCUGAGUCAGGAGGAGAGAAUGGAAACACCACCCAGCCAACCUAUGCCUCUCAAGUUAUGCCCAAGGUGGUACCUACACUCCCAGAGGGUCUGCCCGUCCUUCUUGAAAAACGUAUCGAAGACCUCCGCGUAGCUGCCAAACUUUUUGACGAAGAAGGAAGGAAAAAAUUCUUUACACAGGAUAUGAAUAAUAUUCUUCUGGACAUUGAGUUACAGCUGCAGGAACUAGGCCCUGUCAUUCGUAGCGGUGUCUACUCCCACCUUGAAGCUUUUGUGCCAUGCAAUAAAGAAACACUGGUAAAACGUCUAAAGAAGUUACAUCUCAAUGUCCAGGAUGAUCGUUUAAGAGAACCUCUGCAAAAACUGAAACUGGCUGUUAGCAAUGUCAUGCCUGAACAGCUAUUUAAAUACCAGGAGGACUGCCAGGCUCGUAAUCAAGCUAAGUGUGCCAAGUUUCAAACAGAUGAAGAACGAGAAAAAAAUGGAUCUGAGGAAGAUGAUGAUGAGAAACCAGGGAAACGUGUCAUAGGACCAAGGAAGAAAUUCCACUGGGAUGACACCAUUAGAACUUUGUUAUGUAACCUUGUUGAGAUCAAAUUGGGAUGCUAUGAGUUAGAGCCAAAUAAAAGCCAGUCUGCUGAGGAUUAUCUUAAAUCCUUUAUGGAGACAGAGGUGAAACCAUUGUGGCCUAAGGGCUGGAUGCAGGCAAGAAUGCUUUUUAAGGAAAGUCGGAGUGUACAUAAUCAUCUUACUUCUGCUCCGGCAAAGAAAAAGGUGAUUCCUGCACCUAAACCCAAAGUGAAGGAGUGUAGUCCAAAAAAGGACCAGAAAACUCCUGCAUCCUUGGUGGCUUCAGUUGGUGGCCCUUCAACGAGCUCUAGCACGUCUGCUGUGGCCUCCACCAGUUCUAGCUCUACACCAGCCCAGGAGACGAUCUGCCUUGAUGACUCACUAGAUGAAGAACUUUCUUUUCAUCCACCUGCACUGGAUCUUGUUUCUGAAGCUUUAGCUGUUAUCAACAACGGGAACAAGGGCCCUCCAGCUGGCUCAAGGAUAAGUAUGCCAACUGCAAAACCUCGUCCAGGACUGAGAGAGGAAAAAUUAGCAAGUAUCAUGAGUAAACUGCCACUGGCUACUCCCAAAAAACUAGAUUCUACUCAGACCGCACAUUCAUCAAGUCUUAUUGCUGGCCACACAGGGCCAGUACCAAAGAAACCCCAGGAUUUAGCUCAUACUGGCAUCUCUUCAGGCCUUAUUGCUGGUUCUUCAAUUCAGAACCCUAAAGUUUCCUUAGAACCUUUGCCAGCCAGGCUACUUCAACAAGGACUACAGAGGUCAAGCCAGAUUCAUGCUUCUUCCUCUUCACAGACCCAUGUCUCCUCUUCUUCCCAAGCCCAAGUUGCUGCCUCCUCUCACGCUCUGGGAACAUCAGAGGCCCAAGAUGCUUCUUCGUUAACACAAGUAACAAAGGUGCACCAGCAUUCAGCUGUCCAACAGAACUAUGUGUCUCCAUUACAAGCAACUAUUAGUAAAUCACAGACCAAUCCAGUGGUGAAAUUAAGUAAUAAUCCCCAACUUUCCUGUUCAUCCCCACUUAUUAAGUCUUCAGAUAAGCCACUUAUGUACCGCCUUCCCUUAUCUGCUCCCCCACCUGGAAAUGGUUCUCAAGGGUCCCACUCCCUGGUUUCUAGGACAGUACCUAGCACCACUACCUCCAGUAACUAUUUAGCCAAGGCGAUGGUGUCACAAAUCCCCACGCAGGGUUUCAAAUCUCCCUUCUCAAUGGCUGCAUCCCCAAAACUUGCCGCAUCUCCGAAACCUGCCACAUCUCCUAAACCCUUGCCCUCACCUAAGCCUUCUGCCUCACCCAAGCCCUCUCAGUCAGCUAAGCCUUCAGUAUCAACUAAACUUAUUUCUAAAUCCAACCCAACUCCCAAACCUACUGUAUCCCCAAGUCCUUCCAGUCCGAAUGCACUAGUGGCCCAGAGUAGCCACUCUAGCGGUAACAACCCAGUCCAUAAACAGCCCAGUGGAAUAAACAUCAGCAGACAGUCUCCCACCUUGAAUUUAUUGCCCUCUAAUCGCACUUCAGGCCUUCCAUCUACAAAAAAUCUUCAGGCCCCUCCAAAGCUAACAAACUCAUCAUCCACUGGAACUGUCGGCAAGAAUAGCUUGAGUGGAAUUGCAAUGAAUGUACCGGCCAGCAGAGGUAGCAACCUUAACUCAAGCGGAGCUAGUAGGACUAGUCUAUCUGGGGGAACAGGAAGUGGAACACAGGGUGCUACUAAACCGUUGUCUACUCCACAUAGACCAUCCUCUGCCUCAGGGUCGUCAGUGGUAACAGCCAGUGUGCAGUCCACAGCAGGAGCAUCAUUAUUGGCUAAUGCCUCACCUCUGACUCUCAUGACAUCACCUUUGUCUGUAACAAAUCAAAAUGUGACUCCUUUUGGGAUGCUGGGUGGCCUUGUUCCAGUGACCAUGCCCUUCCAGUUUCCCUUGGAGCUACUUGGCUUUGGAACGGACACAGCUGGAGUGACAACCACCUCGGGAUCUACCUCAGCCGCUUUCCACCAUAGCCUAACUCAGAAUUUACUAAAGGGUUUACAGCCAGGAGCUCAGCAUGCAGCAACACUUUCCCACUCACCUCUGCCUACACAUUUACAGCAAACAUUUAACGAUGGAGGCCAAAGUAAAGGGGACACUAAAUUACCACGGAAAUCUCAGUGACUUCCCAGCAAGCAAAGGAGAUGACACACUCGGCUGGCUGAUGGAAUCUACCUGAUGGAAAAGUACUCAUGUGGUCAUAGGGCUGCUGUUCUGUCGAUGUUUACAUUCUCUCGUCCCAAGCACUGUGGUGAGGAGGAAAAAGAAAAGAAAACAUUACUUGAGUAAAGCCAGGUGCAGGAGGAAGAAAUGCUUUCGUGCAAAGUUAGUGACCUUUUGGUCUUUUCUAAAGAAAGACAGAGUUACCAUAUUAACUGACUUGAAAGAGACUCAGUUGUCAAACCCACAGAAAUACAAAUUGGAUUUUUCCCGGGGGAGGAAGAAGGAAAUUGAGGAUUUGGGUAAACUCCAUCCAUCCUGGGGGUUGGAUCUGAACACUUGUAGACAUAAUUGCAUAAUAAAAGACAAUAUAUCUGAAAUUAGGCCAGUUUGUCAGGAGUAAUGAUCAUGUCUGGGUGGACCGUGCAGCAAAUUUGCCACAAAAAAAGUUAAUGACCCUAUGUCUGAUACAGACAGUAGCUGAGUAUAAAUCAUGUACCUUCAAAAAUCCUGAACAAACUUGAAUCUUCUC
Molecule: messenger RNA, 4792 nt
Organism: Eubalaena glacialis (North Atlantic right whale)
Lineage: Eukaryota; Metazoa; Chordata; Mammalia; Artiodactyla; Balaenidae
Gene: UBN2
Product: ubinuclein 2
Exons: 17
Coding region: 220-4224 (1334 amino acids)
Cellular component (GO): nucleus
Source: RefSeq, a predicted model, not a curated record